Messenger RNA from Lotus japonicus, 1624 nucleotides. RefSeq lists its product as uncharacterized. The coding region runs from base 303 to 1235 and encodes 310 amino acids. The record is from RefSeq and is a predicted model, not a curated record. Gene Ontology annotation, molecular function: 3'-5'-RNA exonuclease activity. Lineage: Eukaryota; Viridiplantae; Streptophyta; Magnoliopsida; Fabales; Fabaceae. The transcript has 7 exons.
CUAGCUAACCUUGGACUUUGCUAACUUCAGUUCAGACACCAAACACAACACAAACCUCUCUCUCUCUCUCUCUCUCUCUCUCUCUCUCUCCUUUCAGAUUUUCACACCAACCUACAAGAAAAAAGAAGAAAAAAAAAACCCUUUAUUGAGCUGUCUGGCAUUGGAUUCAAAGGGAGAUAGAUUCCACCCUGUUCCAGUUUUGUUGUUUUCUGAAGCAUUCAUUUUAUUCAUUUGAAUCGAUAUGAAGUAGUAGAGAGAACAAGAAGAAGGGAAAAUAGAGAGAUUGUUACAGGUUGAAGAAAAUGAGUGUGUCUUUGACUGUGAUGACUUUCAAUCUCCAUGAUGAUCAGCCACCAGAUAGUCCUAAUUCGUGGGAGAAGAGAAGGGACAUUUGUAUUAGCGUUAUUACCAGUUACUCUCCCUUCAUCCUCUGUACCCAACAAGGAGUCAAAGCUCAAUUGGAUUUUCUCCAGCAGGGUUUGCCAGGUUAUGAUCAGUUCGGCAUAUCUCGAAAAGGGCCACAAGAUAGUUCUGACGAGCAUUGCACUAUAUUCUAUGAUAAGGAAAAGGUAGAGCUUCUGGAAGGUGGAACCUUUUGGUUGUCCGAGUCUCCCUCUGUACCUGGAAGCAUGUCAUGGGGUUCUGAAGUUCCUUGCAUUGCAACAUGGGCUACAUUUCAACUUAAAGGAGUUGAGCUACCAGGAUUCUCGUUUCAGAUAGUAAAUACAAACAUGGAUGAAUUCAGUCCUCGUGCCCGUAGAAGAAGUGCUUUACUCACAUGGCAACACAUUGCAUCCUUACCUCCUAGCCUGCCAGUUGUGUACUGUGGAGGAUUCAACACACAAAAGGAAUCAACUACUGGACGCUUUCUUCUCGGAAGAUCGAGAGAGCAUGGUGUUGUUGGAGAUAUGCGGGAUGCAUGGCCUAGUUCUCGUGUGCGGAAAAAUGUUUCACUAAUCCGCACUUAUCAUGGGUUCAAGGGUGAAAAACAAGGAACCCUUGAGUACCUCAAGUUGAUCUUUAGAGCCCUCUGCCUCUGCUGGGAUCGCCAAACGCAGGAUCUUCAUAUUGAUUGGAUCUUUUUCAGAGGGAGAUCUCUGAUUCCGGUUUCAUGUGAAGUGGUGAAUGAUAACAUUGAUGGUUUUUAUCCAUCAUCUCAUUUUCCUAUAUUUGCUGAGUUCAUGCUUCCUCGGACCGUAAGAAUGCUAGAAUCACCCGUGCAAGAGGAUAGCUAAAUUUCUAUUUCUUGCCAUAUCUGGGUUUAUUCCUCUUUGAGCUGUAUCAUCCAUCAUGAAUGUCUUCUGCAGUUAUAUUUGGGGUUUGUAGUAAUACUGCAACGGUGGCGGUGGAGACGGCGGCUAUUGAAGUAUGCUUGUGCUUCAGAGAAAUGUGGUCACAUCAUACCAGGCAAAUCUGUUAGCUGAAUGCUGCCUCCACAACUGAGGAUCACGUGUUGAAACAGACUUCCUUUGCUUGUAAACUUUUGUCGUCCCUAGUGUUUCUUUCUCAAAUGCUCUUCUAAAUUUGAUUUAAGAAUGUUAUGAUAUUUGUGACAUUUGAGUAUUGUCACAAAAGAUUAUAUGGCGCCAAAGAUUGUUAUAUGAUUAUUCAUCGAUUGAAGUAA